This is a messenger RNA of Monopterus albus (swamp eel), 4566 nucleotides long. RefSeq names its product leucine rich repeat containing 4C, genome duplicate a (gene lrrc4ca). The record is from RefSeq and is a predicted model, not a curated record. NCBI's taxonomy places the organism in Eukaryota, Metazoa, Chordata, Actinopteri, Synbranchiformes, Synbranchidae. Gene Ontology annotation, cellular component: glutamatergic synapse; postsynaptic density membrane; plasma membrane. Gene Ontology annotation, biological process: synaptic membrane adhesion; regulation of axonogenesis; modulation of chemical synaptic transmission. The transcript is spliced from 3 exons. Gene Ontology annotation, molecular function: cell-cell adhesion mediator activity. Bases 1786 to 3729 code for a protein of 647 amino acids.
UAAUUUGUUUUUACUUUCCCUUUAAAAACUGACAAAUGGAUGAGAAUGACAGAGGUAAAGAAAUGGUUAAUUAAUGGCAAUCAUCCGGCCGAGACUCGGCGCAUGGGCUCCUUGCAUUGAUGGAGAAAUGUUCCGAUCCCCCAAAGUUCAAAUCAAAGCUAUAUGAAGGCUGAAAGAGGGAAAACGAUUUCUCCUGCCCUCGCUGCUUCAGACCUGCGGCUGACUACAGUGGCGAUCCAGCAGUGACUGACGAAACAGUCUCACUUGGAGAGAGCAGCUUGUCAAUGGGAGGUAACCUACACCAUGUUCCCCUUGUGCACUUAUCAAUUCAGUGUCCGUCCGUGCUGCGCCGCGCGUUUUUUCGGGUACGUAAAUGCUGGGCUCACUGAGGUACUGUGAAGCGCACAGAUGGAUGCAUCAUGCGUGCGCGUAAUGGAACGGAGAAAUUUGUGAUUUGAAGCACUUUAAAAGACACAGCAGUCGAGAGAAGAGAAGAGGAAGAUGCCUGGACGAUAAACACUUUGUGGAUAACAAUCCUUAAGCAGUUUCUUACACACCGUGUGUGUCGCAUCAAUGGAUAGGCGAGGUUUGAAUUGCCGAAAUGCUGCUUACAUAGAUGGUGCGAGGGCGCAGAAGUGAUGACUGCCUAUGGUGAACUAUAACUCCCGUCCACACAGGGUGAGAUAAGGCGCACAAAACAUGUACAGUAAGCACCGAGCUUUUGCUGUACAACCAAGGGUCUUCGCAUUUGAAUCCACUGGCCGAAUUUCUGUCGGGUUUUUCAAGGCUGCUUGAGGAUAUCUGUGCCGGAUGUUUUGUAUUUAUUUUUAUUUCUUUCGACGUUGCAUCUCCGAUUAAUGAUGCUUUUUUUCCCUCUCAAAAAUGGAGAACGGUGCAACCUGAAGAAAAAGAUAUGCACACAUCUCGGCAACUUUAUACAUUCUCCGAUGUGUAGGAUACCUAUCAAAUGACUAAAUGUCUUUCAUUUAUAUACACAGGAAGGAAAAUUGAAAUACGCAUCUUGAAUCCGCACUGGGUUGUGAGGUGAAAUCUAAUCAGAUUCAGCAGGGUUGAUGACUAAGAAGUAAUAGGGGCUUGAAGAAAAGUUGCAUUUGUAACUGUCAGUGAGCGAGACGUUAAAAUAACCCAUGAUGGUCUGCCAAACAGUCUAAUGACGGGCUUUUUACGAUCUACCUGGAAACUGACCGCACGAGGUUCUCCUUGCAUGUUGUGGAGAGGUUACUUUUUUAAAUAUUUGCUUUAGAUUUAAGGGAAAAAACAACUAUAAACAGCCUUACUUCACAAUCACCUAACUCAUCGUUUGCAGAACAUCUGGGGCCACAGUGAGAUACGCUUUGCAUCGAAGAGAGUAGUUUCAACAAUGGCACUUGUUAAAGCUAUGCGCCCUGAAGAAGAAGGGGAAACAUCGGAUGCAUUAACAUCACUGUGAGAGUUAACAGCAUGUCAUCCAGACUGAUAUAUGGAUUACAUACCACGUCGUUCUGAGUGGGAACGUGAUGCCUCUGACAAGUAUGACCACGGAUUUUGCUAAAUCGCCUGAGAAUUGCGGAUAUUUUUUUCGAUGCAGUUUUUGGGGAGAGAGCGGAAGAAGGACUGUUCUCCGUCUGAAACAGAGAUCCUAGAGACCUCGGCGUCCUUGUGAACAAGACCAGAGUAACAUGAAAUGGACAAGAGGAUGACUUGGAUCCCUUGGAACUGUGAUUGAAUUGGCAGUGGGCCCAAAUCUUCAUUCCAAAGAGUGGAAGACCAGUCAAUGAAUUAUGAAUGUUAAACAAGAUGACCUCCUCUCAGCAGCAGCAGAUGAUGCGAGGUCCUAGGUGGAACCGGGCCUUGUCCGACCCUUUGUUUGUGCUGCUUCUGGCCCUCCAGCUGCUGGUGGUGGCAGGGCUGGUACGUGCUCAGACGUGCCCCUCUGUCUGCUCCUGUAGUAACCAGUUUAGCAAAGUCAUCUGCACCCGUCGAGGCUUGCGGGAAGUCCCUGAUGGCAUCUCUACCAACACGCGCUACCUGAAUCUGCAAGAAAAUCUCAUUCAGGUCAUAAAAGUGGACAGCUUCAAGCACCUAAGACAUCUGGAAAUCCUGCAGCUAAGCAAAAACCACAUACGCAAAAUCGAGUUGGGUGCCUUCAAUGGACUGGCCAGCCUCAAUACCUUGGAGCUUUUUGAUAACCGCCUCACCACUAUACCAAACGGGGCAUUUGACUACCUGUCCAAACUAAAGGAGCUUUGGCUGAGGAAUAAUCCCAUAGAGAGUAUUCCCUCCUAUGCUUUCAACAGAGUGCCCUCAUUACGGCGGUUGGACCUUGGGGAGCUCAAACGGCUCUCCUACAUAUCUGAGGGGGCCUUUGAAGGGCUGAGCAACCUGCGAUACUUAAAUCUGGGAAUGUGCAAUCUGAAGGAAAUUCCCAACCUUAUUCCUCUGGUGAAGCUGGAUGAACUGGAGAUGUCGGGCAACCACCUAUCUGUAAUCCGGCCUGGUUCUUUUAAAGGGCUCAUCCAUUUGCAAAAGCUAUGGAUGAUGCAUGCCCAGAUCCAGACCAUAGAAAGGAACUCUUUUGAUGACCUGCAGUCACUAGUGGAGCUUAAUUUAGCCCACAACAACCUUACCCUCUUGCCCCAUGAUCUCUUCACUCCUUUACAUCACCUGGAGAGGGUGCACUUACACCACAACCCAUGGAAUUGUAACUGUGACAUCCUUUGGCUAAGCUGGUGGCUUAAGGAGAUGGUACCAGCAAACACCAGCUGCUGUGCCCGCUGUAGUUCACCUCUCCACCAUAAAGGACGAUACAUUGGCGAGCUGGAUCAGAACUACUUUCACUGUUAUGCUCCUGUUAUUGUGGAGCCUCCUGCAGACUUAAAUGUGACAGAGGGAAGUGCUGCAGAGUUGAAAUGCAGAGCCAACUCAUUGACCUCGGUAAGCUGGAUUACACCCAAUGGAUCCAUCAUGACACACGGUGCAUACAAGGUCCGAAUCUCUGUGCUGAAUGAUGGCACUCUGAACUUCACCAAUGUUACAAUGCAGGACACAGGCACAUAUACAUGUAUGGUCAGUAAUUCUGCAGGUAACACAACAGCAUCUGCCACGCUCAAUGUGUCCUCUACAGAGAACAGCAGCUUCAGCUACUUCACCACAGUGACAGUGGAGACCAUAGAAACACCACAUAGUGAAAGCUUCACCACUAUUGGGCCGCUAUUGGGCCCCACCCCCUCUGCUAAUACAUGGGAGUCUGUUUCCCCCACCUCUACAACUACCACCACAGUCCGAACACCAAUCUCCACCCGCGCCACAGAGAAGACUUACACAAUCCCUGUCACGGAGCUGGGUGGUGAGAGCUCACUGAACGGCUUGGAUGAGGUGAUGAAGACGACCAAGAUCAUCAUUGGCUGCUUUGUUGCAAUCACACUCAUGGCAGCUGUCAUGCUGAUCAUUUUCUACAAGAUGCGCAAACAACACCACCAGCAGAACCACCAUGCACCCACACGCACCAUUGAGAUCAUCAAUGUGGACGAGGACUGUGUGACAGGAGGCCCGGGCAUGGAGGGCCACCUGACUCUGCCUCCUCUUGAGCAUGAGCACCUCAACCACUAUAACACCUAUAAGACUGCAUACAACCAUGCCUCUACUAUGAACUCCAUACACAGCUCAGUGCACGAACCUUUGUUAAUCCGGGCCAGCUCAAAAGACAAUGUACAAGAGACCCAAAUCUAAGACUUUUUUUUGCAAAAUAACACAUUACAAAACUGAUGGAAUUACAUAAAGACAUGACUGAGUGGACAUUACUGACAACUGGUUGUGAGAAUUGUGACUAAACAUGGAGGAACAGACUCCUGUCUGGCAAAUCAGUGUCAGGUGAUGUUUAUUCAUUGACUUUGGGAAUUAGGGUAUGUCUACUGUUUCAAAAAGUGUCUUUACAAAACAGAAGUUAUUUAUUUAAAAAAAAAACUAUUGUGGUUAAAUCAAGAAAAAACUGUAUUCUGCAAUUAUUUUUCCAGCCAUUGAUUCAUGUGUAUUUGUUCUUUCUUCUUUUUUUCUUAUUCACAUUUCAUGAGAUUGUUUUACUAAUAUGCUUUCAAAUUCACUAUGAAGACAUUUGUAGUGGAAGCAAAUUACCGUUUUGUUUGUUUAUUUGUUUGUUUGUAGACUUAUUAAGAUGGUAGUAACCUCAAUUAACCUCAUUUUGCCCAUAUGUCAAGGAAUGUAGAGCACAUUAGUGUUUUUCUCCAGCUGUGGAUUAAGUGAAAAAGUCUUUUGUAACCAUCUGUAACUGAGAUGAAUUAAACACUUGUUCAUUAUUUUACAGUGGCUGACAGAACUGUCAGAGAUAAAAAGUUGAUCAUAAUUUACUGUUUUAUUAUCUGUCACAUACAUUACAUACACAUUUGGCACUCUCUGCUCUGUUAUCAGUAGACUGGGGAUCCUAAAUGAGGGAAAUACUGUAUGUCCUGCAUUCUGCUAUUGUCAAGUCAAGACUCACUAUAAGUUGUUUUAGUUAAAUUGAAUUUUCUUGAUUAAUUAUGAAAGAAACUUACAUUUGCUUUUGUCUUG